UUUUCAGUGACAAUAUUUAUUUCUAGAUACAAGAACAUAUAUUGGUAAAGAAAAAGGUUCGUUCGCUUUUUAUUGAUUUUUCAAAAUAUGAUAACAUUGUGAUUGAAUCAAGUAUGCGCCGUUUUAUUCGUAAGUUUGUUGCCAACGAGAUGCCAACUUCAUUAUACCCCUCUCAUAGAAGACUGCGUCCCUAUUGGCAAAAAACUCGGAGAGCCAAUUUUCACAGACCUCUCUUGAGGCCAACUUCUCACCAUUAAGCGCUAUCGCCAGGUGAGGACUAUAAGAUGGGUGGAUUAGGACCUCCCAUCCGAGCUCCUCGAACUUUUGGCGUGUCACCAAAGACGUGCGUGGCCUGUCGUUGUCUUUAUAGAACACAAUUCGGCCUCUGUUCAUCAAAGUUGGCCUCUUUUGGAUGAGUGGCUUAAAGCGCAAAUGGACUGCUUGGACCGCAGUAGAGGGCCGAAUUGAACAUUUGGCCAUAGGGGAGCAGCUCGUAGUGGAUAAUUCAUUGCCAAUCCCACCAAACACACAGCAAAAUCUGGUGCAUCUUUGACACCGAAAUUACCGGAGCGGAGCCUGGCAAUAGCCUGAUGAAUUUAGAACCCGUAUCCUCAAAAAUCGAAAAAAUUAUUAUUAACAUGUUACGGUAUUCAUUCUGAUCAUAUCGGCAUAAAUUUUGAUAGAUAUACUUCUGUCUGGCAACAACCAUACAGGAACACAACGAUGUUUACCUUUCCGAGUACUGUCACUCCCGCAACAACCUUGCCGAACAUUUUUGCGGUUACUAAAAAAUCUAAAUUUUUUUUAUUUUACACAUUUUGUGGCAACACUAAAUCCAAACGCCACAGCAAAAUGCCAAAACCAUCAGGUGCGAUUUUUCAACUUAAACAGAAGGCUCAGAACAAAACAAAACACAUGUUGAUGGCGUUAUAUUUUUAAAAACCAUGCACAGGUAUAUGUACAUAUGUAUAUACAUGCUACCACAUUUGAAAUACGCAAACAACUCUCACAGAGCAAAGCUCUCACAAUGUUUGUAUGGUAACGCGCUCAUGAAGACAAAAAUCUCAAUACUUAAAGCAGGAAUAUUAAACGUUCUGAAUCACUUCCAGGGUAAGGCGUACUACUAAAUUACUGUUAAGCGGCGUAGAUUGCAGACAGAAAAAACACUAAGGAAAAGUAAACUUAGUAGCUUUGUAGAUGUGCAGACGGUGCAUUUAAAUCUAAGAUAUAAUCUUCAAGAAUUAAGCAACUCCAGCCGAUUGAUACUUCAUAUCUUCCACGAUGCUCCAAACUUCCGCUUAAGUGAAUUUUGGAUGGUAGCAAAAAAGAAGCAUAACUAAUGCAGGGAAUUAUUCGAUGGCACACAGAUCAGUAAAGUCGUGUAGCAUGCUCAAUGAUCUCAGUCCGAGCACCCCUCUUUAGCCAAUCAACAGAUUUAAAUAAAUUUAUUAGAAACACUUGGUUCACCGUUCCAAAGGCCAAUUGCUCCUGCUCAAGAAUUUGAUCGCGGGAAAGCACGUAUGGCGUAAGAGGGGACUCAAAUUCAGUAAUUCCCAUGACGGUGGGGAUUUAGAUUAUUAUUAUUUUUAUUUUACGUUAACAGUAGUAAGUGACUUGCUUUAAAACAAAACAUUCUUCAAUAUUUUUUUUGAAUACUUACUUUCUUACUCCGACAUUUUUAGUCACAUGUCAACCGAACUUUUGAAAAUUUAUUUAAAUAAAUUAUGUAUGUAAGAUCAUACGGGAAGGAAAAAUCUUGAUUUUCAUAUUAUUUUUACGCACACAUGAAAGUAAUUUAAAAUAUUACAAUUUUUAAGAUGCCAAAUUGCAAAUUUAUCUUCGAACGCGAUCCGCCGCUGUAUAAGUGCGGCGAACGUGUUAGCGGUAAUAUAGAAAUAGCAUUCUCAAAGGAGCAAUCACUUGAAGACUUACGCAUAGUAUUUCGAGGAAUGGCCACAGUCCGUUGGGUUGACACGAUGGCACGUUUUCCGAAAAUUUACACCGGCGAGGAGACAUACAUGGAAUUGGAGACGCUGGUUUACCAGGGUGGCAUACUACCAGCGGGUACUUAUAAUUAUGCAUUCGAUUAUGUAGUGCCAGAUGUAUGUGCCACUACUUGUACAACAGAAAUCGGACGAAUUUUUUAUGAAAUUAUUUUAAUUGUGGCUUAUAAGGCUAAAUCAGAGGCGCGCAAAUUUUCAAAAGAAAUUAUGGUAUUGCAAACAUUUAACAUAGAAAAAGUGCCAAACACAUUGUUGCCCAUCGUGCGCAGUGAUGAAAUGUUUUUCUGUUGUUGGCCAUGUUCUGCCGGUCCUGUAACGGUGCACUUAAAAGUGAAUAGUGGCGCCUACAUACCUGGAAGCAUCAUCAAAUUUUCCAUUGAAUUGGCCAACAUGUCGAAGAGGUGUAAAUUUCGCACUCGCGCCACCACCUAUUUCAUACAAGUCUAUAAAUUCACCACACAAGUGCCGCGCCGUCGUAUCCGUUAUAUGUCGUACAUUUUGAAUAGUGUUGAGAAUCGUGUUGUUGUCAAAUCAGACGAUAUAGUCGUAGUCGAUGAACAACUAGCCGUGCCACCAUUGCCGCCAUCCACACAGGGCAUACACAUUAUAUCGAUUAAGUAUGAGCUGCGUCUCGAAAUGAGUAUCAGCACGAUCUCACAAGCUAAAGUGGAUUUGAUCAUACCCAUACUGAUAGGCUCCUCUGCGGAGAUAUUACCAGAGCAUACGAGAACGAAAACUAAAAGUAGACGCUGGUAAUAUUUUCCAUUUUAUUUACGUUUCUGCACUUUCAUGCUGCAACCGUUAUAUAAAUACUUGAUUCUACUUAUUGUUUACGUAUACAGUUCAUUUUAAAAUGCUUUUUAUGUUUAUAUAUGAAUGUGUGUAUGUAAGUUUAGUUAAAAUCUAAUUAUGCUACUGUAAAUAUUUUAUAAUGAUUGAUCAAUAA
Ceratitis capitata (Mediterranean fruit fly) is the source of this 2949-nucleotide messenger RNA. Its product is annotated as arrestin domain-containing protein 3-like. The coding region runs from base 1818 to 2759 and encodes 313 amino acids. The record is from RefSeq and is a predicted model, not a curated record. NCBI's taxonomy places the organism in Eukaryota, Metazoa, Arthropoda, Insecta, Diptera, Tephritidae. Gene Ontology annotation, biological process: protein transport. The transcript is spliced from 4 exons. Gene Ontology annotation, cellular component: cytoplasm.